AUGGCCUGCAGAGGGAGGAGCCGGCAGAGAGGGGAGAUUGCAGAGGGAGGGGCCGGCGGAAGGAGGAGCCAGAGGACAGAAGAGCGGGCGGAGGAGGAGCCUGCAGAGGGAGGAACCAACAGAGGGCGGAGCCUGCAGAGGGAGGAGCUCACAGAGAGAGGAAAUUGCAGAGGGAGGAGCCGGCAGAGGGAGGAGCCCGCAGAGAGAGGAGAUUGCAGAGGGAGGGGCCGGCAGAGGGAGGAACCGACAGAGGGCGGAGCCGGCAGAGGGAGGGGACGGCGGAAGGAGGAGCCGGCAGAGGGAGGAGCCGGCAGAGAGAGGAGAUUGCAGAGGGAGGAGCCGGCAGAAGGAGGAGCCGACAGAGGGCGGAGCCGGCAGAGGGAGGGGACGGCGGAAGGAGGAGCCAGCAGAGGGCGGAGCCGGCAGAGUGCGGAGCCGGCAGAGGGAGGAGCCCGCAGAGGGAGGAGCCGGAGGAGGGAGGAGCCGGCGGAGGGAGGAGCAGGCAGAGAGAGGAGAUUGCAGAGGGAGGAGCGGGCAGAAGGAGGAGCCGGCGGAGGGAGGAGCCGGCGGAGGGAGGAGCCGGCGGAGGGAGGAGCCAGGGGUAGGAGGCGCGGGCUGAGGAGUUGGUGA
Messenger RNA from Mus caroli (Ryukyu mouse), 630 nucleotides. NCBI's taxonomy places the organism in Eukaryota, Metazoa, Chordata, Mammalia, Rodentia, Muridae. The record is from RefSeq and is a predicted model, not a curated record.